Molecule: messenger RNA, 2010 nt
Organism: Salvia miltiorrhiza (redroot sage)
Lineage: Eukaryota; Viridiplantae; Streptophyta; Magnoliopsida; Lamiales; Lamiaceae
Product: thioredoxin-like fold domain-containing protein MRL7 homolog, chloroplastic
Exons: 5
Coding region: 699-1772 (357 amino acids)
Biological process (GO): chloroplast organization; regulation of DNA-templated transcription
Cellular component (GO): chloroplast stroma
Source: RefSeq, a predicted model, not a curated record
GUUCCAGUUUUUUCUUAUUCUCUCUCUCUCUCUCUCUUUUUACCAAUUUACUCAAACUUGAUUCUCAGCCACUUCAAAAUUAAUCCUGAUACUAGAUUUCUCCAAAAUUGUUCUUAACUGUGGAGUUAAUUCCAGUUCAUUUGAUUGCUUUGUUUAUUUUGGUUUUUUGAUAGCGGUGGACUAUCAUCCACUCCGUUCAAUAGUAAUGUCUCAUUUUUUUGGGGACGUUCUAAUAGUAAUGUCUCAUUCUCUUUUUGACAAUAUAUUCUUUCUCUAAAUAAUAUUUAAAUAAUUUUUAUGGGAUACUAUUAUUGGGACGGAGGGAGUAGUAUAAAUCUAUAAACUUAAUCUCGAAAUUGAUGAAAUAUUUUGGAAUUUUGGCUUAUUUGAUUUUCAACUGUCUUGUAAUGUCAAGUUAAUCUGGCCUGAUGGCUCGUCGGGCCGAAGAGGCCCAAAAUUUGGCGCUAAAUAAGGCCGAGGCUCUAAUUAUCGUAUACUUCAUUUUCUUCCCGCUUCACACACAGACACCGACACGUGUUUGUAGGCUUGUAGUUGUAGCAACGCAAAACUCUCAAGCAGAAAGAAACCGGUGAGGCCGAACUCCGCUGCUCCAGCCACCUUCCUCCAACUCAGACCGUGUCCCAACAAUUCUCAGUUAAGCUCUGUUGAUAGGAAUCCAGUUUUGCAGUUCUGAGACAAUGGCUUUCAGCAUAGUAAAUCGUCAAACGUUGAUUUCUCCUGUAAACAUUACUUCUAUCCUUUUUGCUCCUACACGGGCCAAGAUAUCAACUUCUUUUACAACUUCUGUUUCAUAUCCGAGUUUUCCGUCACAACUUCCCAAUCACAUCGUUAGACGCCUCUCAUGCAAUGCCGCAUUGAGUAAUUCUGAUCAAAAUCCUGACAAAAGUCCUACCCAAAAUCUUAAAUCGGAGCGCAGACGGAAAACGUCACGCCAGACAUCUAAAGAGCCGAAAAAGGAAGGUAAAAAUCCAGAGGAUCUAUAUCCUGGAAUCAUCCCAAAAAAGCCAAGGCGCGGUCGUAGGAGUGAAGCAGCAGCGGUCGAGGAUUAUAUACGUGGCUCACUUGAACAGACGCUGGAGUCAAUCCGGAAGCAGAAUCCAGAAGUUCUGGAGAAAAUGCAAAACUUCAUGAAGGAAAAAGCUGCCUCUGAUGAUGACACCUCUGAUGAUGAGGAUGGUGUCGAUAUAGGCGAAAAGGAGAUGGUGGUUGAGGAGGAGGAUCCGGAUUGGCCUCUGGACGCCGAGGUGGGGUGGGGGAUCAGAGCCUCCGAGUAUUUUGAUCAACACUCCAUAAAGAAUGUGGUAGGCGAAGAUGGCACGGAGAUCGACUGGGAGGGUGAGAUUGAUUAUGGUUUGGUGAAAGAGAUCAACUGUCUCGAGUGGGAGAGCUUUGCUUUCCAUCCAAGCCCUCUGAUCGUCCUUGUCUUUGAGAGAUACAACAGGGCAAGUGAUAACUGGAAGGUCUUAAAGGAGUUGGAAAAAGCAGCAGAGGUUUACUGGAAAGCUAAAGAUCGAUUACCUCCUCGAACAGUGAAGCUGGAUAUAAAUAUUGAGAAGGAUUUAGCGUAUGCGCUCAAAGUUAGAGAAUGCCCACAGUUACUAUUCUUACGCGGAAACAAGAUAUUGUAUAGAGAGAAAGACUUUAGGUCGGCGGAUGAGCUGGUUCAAAUGAUUGCGUAUUUUUACUAUAACGCAAAAAGGCCUUCAUGCAUCAACGAUGAAGCUCUCUCUUCACCACAACACAAUAGAUGAGGUAAUUAACUUACUUCUACAGACGAUGAGCAUCUCUAAACUUGUGAGCUUAAGAGGAAGAGAUGUAUGGUUUUUGCGAUGAGAAGCAUAUUGAUCAUGUGGCACACCUUAAUAACAUUUUUACUCUUGAGUAACUACACUCUGUUGUGUAUUAUUGGACAUGUGUAUAUGUAUGGAAAGCCUGGAAAGUUGAUUGCAUUAUUAAGUUAAUUAAAUUUUAAUAGUUUUUUCCUCAAAA